AUGGCAGAGGGAUUCCUUCAACAACCAGAUGUUGGCAAUGAAUGUUUCAAUAUCUUAUUGUGGAAUUCCUUUUUCCAAGAUGUGGAGAAGGAUGCUUACGGAGAUAUAAAGACAUGUAAGAUGCAUGAUCUUGUACAUGAUCUUGCACAAGUUGUUGGAAAGCUUGACUAUUCCACUAUGCAUCAAGCCAGUAAUGUGGGAGACAUUUCUGAUGAAGUUCGUGGUUUGUUUGUUUUUCCUGAUCGUGAAUAUGAUGAGGGAACAUUAAUUGAAAUUCCAAAAGCUUUGGAGAAGGCAAAGAAAUUGCGAACAUUAAUAUUGUCAUCAUCAAGCUUGAUCUCAAAUGACAUGUUGAUGAACUUUCAGAGGUUGCAUGUGUUGAGCAUACAAAAUUGCAAGUUGAAAGAGGUGCCGCCUUCAAUAAGAAAAUUGAAACAUUUAAGGUACCUUGACCUCUCAGAUAAUCCAAUUGAAGUGUUGCCUCAGUCUGUCACUACCCUUUACAAUUUGCAGACGUUAAAACUCAAUUAUUGCGAUGAUCUCAAAGAGCUUCCCAAGGAAAUGAGAAAGAUGGUUAGCCUGAGACAUGUUGAAUUUAAAUGGAGAAACAAAUGCACUAAGAUGCCAAUUGAGAUGGGGAGAUUGACAGAUCUACAAACAUUAACAUAUUUUAUAGUAGGCAAAGAUGGAAGACGCAAGAUUAAACAAUUCAAGUACUUGAACAAUCUAAGAGGAGAACUGACUAUAAAGGGUUUGGAGAACGUAACAAGUGGAAUAGAAGAAGCCAGGGAGGCAAAUCUGAGAGGGAAGCCAGAUGUUCGUGAUUUAACAUUAGAGUGGGGGCAUUCUAGGAAUACUACUCCUGGCAUAUUAAUGAAUGAUGAUGAUGAUGCUGUGUUAGAAGGCCUAGAACCUCAUCCAAACUUGAAAAGGUUUUCGCUCCUAAACUUUGGCGGUGCAAAAUAUCCUACAUGGAUGGCAAUAAGUGGUUUGUCAACAUAUAAAAAUUUGAUUGAGUUUGAACUCAACGAUUGCUGUGGUUUGGAAUAUGUCCCAACGUUAGGGGAGCUACCAUGUUUGAGGGUUCUUAUGUUAAUGGGAAUGGAAAAGGUGAAAUGUAUUGGUCAGGAAUUCUAUUAUAGCAGCAACAACAGUGGUAGUACUGGAGCAACUUCUUCUUCUUCUUCUUCUUCUUCUUCUUCUUCAAGGACGACGGUGGUAGCAUUUCCUUCACUUAAGGAACUAUAUUUAUAUAAUAUGUGUAAUUUGGUUGAAUGGUCGGAAGUAAAAAACUCCUUUCCAUCUCUUGAGGUGUUGUCGGUCACCUCAUGCCCUGAGUUGAAAAUCACGCCAAGUGGAUUCCCUUCCCUCAAAACCUUGUGGCUUGAAGUAACAAAUGAGAUGGCACUAAAGUCACUGUCAAGCAACCUUCUCUCUCUCAACUUUAUUGAUAUUCAUUUUUGUCAAGACCUCAAGUCUGUGCCAGGGAGGUUGCUACAGAACCAUGCAAAUUUUCUUGAGACCAUGAGCUUUUGCAAUUGCCCUGAGCUUUAA
Macadamia integrifolia is the source of this 1554-nucleotide messenger RNA. RefSeq names its product putative disease resistance RPP13-like protein 1. Bases 1 to 1554 code for a protein of 517 amino acids. The record is from RefSeq and is a predicted model, not a curated record. The transcript has a single exon. NCBI's taxonomy places the organism in Eukaryota, Viridiplantae, Streptophyta, Magnoliopsida, Proteales, Proteaceae. Gene Ontology annotation, molecular function: protein binding.